This is a messenger RNA of Kwoniella botswanensis, 540 nucleotides long. RefSeq lists its product as uncharacterized. NCBI's taxonomy places the organism in Eukaryota, Fungi, Basidiomycota, Tremellomycetes, Tremellales, Cryptococcaceae. Bases 1 to 540 code for a protein of 179 amino acids. Gene Ontology annotation, molecular function: zinc ion binding; cullin family protein binding; ubiquitin protein ligase activity. Gene Ontology annotation, biological process: anaphase-promoting complex-dependent catabolic process; protein ubiquitination; positive regulation of mitotic metaphase/anaphase transition. The transcript has 3 exons. Gene Ontology annotation, cellular component: nucleus; anaphase-promoting complex. The record is from RefSeq and is a predicted model, not a curated record.
AUGAAAAUAACCAUCCACUCUUACCACUCUGUCGCCUAUUGGAAAUGGGACAUAUCAUCCGACGAGCCCCACAAGCUACACAAUCAUCUUGAUCUGGACGAUAUCGAGAAUGGAUAUAUAAACCCCGAUGAUCCCGCAACGAUGGAAGAUGAUGAUGAGGAUGAUGAAGUUUGUGGGAUUUGUCAGAAUGCCUUUGAAGGUUGUUGUCCGGAAUGCAAAGUACCAGGAGAUGAUUGUCCGCUAAUAUGGGGAGAAUGUACUCAUGUAUUCCACAUGCACUGUUUGCUGAAAUGGAUAGAUACGGAGUCGUCAAAGCAGCAGUGUCCGAUGGACAGACGGCCAUGGGUCACAGCAGAUCGUAAGCCCGACAAAUUAUCUACCACCUCGACAGGUCAACCUGUAGCUCAGGUUGCACCUGGUCCAUUACCCACAGAGGAAGAAGGGGGUGUGGUGAUGUUAGCUGAUCUAUCCGGAGAGGCGGAUAUGGGUGAAAGUGAACAGCAGGAAGAAGGGGAAAGUAUGGAAGUUGAUGGACGAUAA